AACAGAAAGCUUUCUUAGAUAGCUUUUGCCAGAGUUGUAUAAUUGCUAAUGUUUAAUAUUUUGUUGUUUGCAGUGUAGAUAUAGCUUCAUCCAAGACUGAUGAGAAAAACAGCCAAGUCGAUCAUUGCCAGUACAGGAAUAAUAAAUUUACCGAAAUAAUUAUGAGUACUGACAAGGAGACAGAAACUGACACAGCUGUGGCUACACCAACGUCAACUGCAAAGGUUUUGACCAUUGGAGAACCGAAGGAAGUUUUCAAAUAUAAAAGCCCUGCACCGAAAUUAAACGCGAUAAAUUUGUAUAGCUACUGCGCAAAUCACUUCCGUUUAGUUCUAUUGGGAAGUCCAACGCCCAUCGAAGGUGCCGAUGGUCUGUGUCCAAUCGAAUGGUUUGGCAUGGAAACCAUCAGCAAACAGAAUCAGCCCACUUGCUAUCAGUUUCACUGCUUCCCAUCACAGAAAACAAAGCCUAAGCAUGUUAAUAUUUAUUACUUUUACCAGACAAUUAAUGCAAAUGCAAUUUUGCGCGAUGUUAGGCUGUUUCUGAAGGAUGAACAUUGGAGAUCCAAGAAUGUUUUAAUGGGGCCACUCAAGGGAAAACUAAAUCCUUCUGACGGUAGACCGGAGCAAAGUUAUAUUGAAAGAGCUAUUUCCAAAGCCUUCGAUAUUGAAAGGGCGAAGGUAUUUCCGUACAUGAUUUACUUACACAGAGAAUAUGUACAAAAUAAAAAUAACUAAGUUA
Drosophila hydei is the source of this 741-nucleotide messenger RNA. RefSeq lists its product as uncharacterized. Bases 162 to 737 code for a protein of 191 amino acids. The transcript is spliced from 2 exons. NCBI's taxonomy places the organism in Eukaryota, Metazoa, Arthropoda, Insecta, Diptera, Drosophilidae. The record is from RefSeq and is a predicted model, not a curated record.